This is a messenger RNA of Aspergillus eucalypticola CBS 122712, 1521 nucleotides long. RefSeq names its product allantoate permease. Gene Ontology annotation, molecular function: allantoate transmembrane transporter activity; dipeptide transmembrane transporter activity. Gene Ontology annotation, cellular component: plasma membrane. The transcript has 3 exons. The record is from RefSeq and is a predicted model, not a curated record. Gene Ontology annotation, biological process: allantoate transport; dipeptide transport; transmembrane transport. Bases 1 to 1521 code for a protein of 506 amino acids. NCBI's taxonomy places the organism in Eukaryota, Fungi, Ascomycota, Eurotiomycetes, Eurotiales, Aspergillaceae.
AUGGACACGGUCGCACCCGCUGCAGAGGCGCACGACGCGCCCGAAGAGUCGCCGGUGAUCGCCUCCCGCGUGUUACGCAAGGUCGACAGUCGACUAUUACCUCUUCUCUUCAUCACGUAUCUGCUUAAUUUUAUGGAUAAAACUAUCCUAUCAAGUGCAUCUGUGUUUGGGUUGAUUGAAGAUACUCAUUUGGUCGGCCAGCAGUACAGUUGGGUAUCCAGCAUCUUCUACUUUGGAUAUUUCUUCUGGGAAUGGCCCACCAACGUCUUGAUUCCUCGGGUGCCCGUCGCCAAAUACCUGUCCAUCAACACCUGGUUCUGGGGCGCCGUGGUAGCCCUGACGGCUGCCUGUACCAAUUACGGCGGUCUGUUGACCGUGCGAUUCCUUCUCGGGGUUGCAGAGGCCACCAUCACACCGGCCUUUAUGUUCCUCACCUCGACGUGGUACACCCGCGAUGAGAUUCCCUUCCGCACGGGCAUCUGGUUCUCGGGCAACUCGGUCGGCGGGCUCGUCGCCAGUCUGCUCGCCUAUGGCAUCGGCCACAUUGACCAUCCCCUGCAUCCCUGGAUGUGGAUGUUCAUCAUUCUCGGCGUGGCCACCUUUCUCUGGGGGUUUGUGCUUUUUGCCUUCCUCCCAGAUAGCAUCUCCACAGCCACUUUCCUCACUCCCGAGGAACGAGAAUUCAUGGCUCACCGUGCCGUGAUCGCAGGUACCGGUCGGACAGAGAAGACCACCUGGAAAUGGGCGCAAUUCAUCGAAUGCCUUUGCGACCCCAAGACGUGGCACCUGUUCGCCCUGGCAGUGCUGACCCAGAUUCCCAACGGCGGGACACAGAACUUUGGCAACCUCGUCAUCAAAUCGUUCGGCUUCACCUCUCUUCAGUCGACAUUGAUUGUCAUCCCUGCCAGUGUGAUCAGUGCCGGCACCAUCGCCCUCACCGGCUGGCUGGCCAGUCGGUCCCACCAUUGGAACUGUCUGCUGAUUGUGUGUAUUAUCGCACUGUCCAUCACCGGCAGUGCCAUCAUCUAUGCUCGUGCUCACCAUGUGCCCCUCGGCGCCCAGCUCUUCGGGUACUUUCUGCUGUCCACGGGUCCCGGUGCCCUCCCGCUCAUCAUGUCCCUCCUGCAGGCGAAUUACCGUGGUGUCACCAAGAAAAUGACCAUCACCUCCAUGAUGUUCAUCGCCUACUGCGCGGGUAAUAUUGCCGGGCCGCAGUUCUUCAAGUCGAGUGAGGCCCCACUCUAUCAGACUUCGUUUCGCGCCAUCCUCAUAUGCUAUAUUAUUUCGGCUGCGUUGGCCGUGUCGCUGCGGUGUUAUCUACAGUGGUUUAAUUGGAAGCGCGAUCGUGAGGAGGGUGUCCAAGGGACGGCCACUCUGGCUGGUGCUGUGGGUGGCAAAUUUGCCAAUCAACGACAGGAUGGGAAUGAUGUGUCGGUGUUGGUGCAGUCGGUAGAGCUGCAGGCAGAGGAUUAUGAGGAUGCGACCGAUUGGAAUACGGUUGGCUUCCGCUAUCGGUUGUAG